Messenger RNA from Lethenteron reissneri (Far Eastern brook lamprey), 7150 nucleotides. RefSeq names its product ribosomal RNA processing 12 homolog (gene RRP12). NCBI's taxonomy places the organism in Eukaryota, Metazoa, Chordata, Hyperoartia, Petromyzontiformes, Petromyzontidae. The record is from RefSeq and is a predicted model, not a curated record.
GCAAACGCGGUUUCCCUGUAAGUCGCACGUGUGGAGCCAUGGCGAGACACGGCAAGCUUAAGGCCGGCGUGAGCAGCAAACUUCCUCGCUGGAAGAAGGGCCAGAGCAGCAGUAGCAACCCCGCCACGAGCCGACACCGCGAUGCCGCCCGCAGUCGCUUUUACGGUCGCAGCAAAGGCAAGAGCGACCUCACCGUGGCUUCGCUGCGCUUGCACGAUGACAUUCAGAGCGACCCCACGGCGUCUGCUGGGCCGGCGAGCGAGCGGACGCCGACAGUGGGACCGGCCCAGGAUGCCGCCAGCGAGCGGACGGCCGGCACCUUCCUGAGUGGGCUCUCCGACAUCACCAACGCCACGUUUGGCCGCGUGCAACGCUACUGGCAGUCCAGCUCGGCAGCGCACAAGGAGAUUUGUGCUGUGUUGGCUGCCGUUACGGAAGUGAUUCGCGCAAAGGGAGGCACCGAGACCGAGACAGAGUAUUUUGCGGCAUUUAUGACAGCUCUGGAGACGAUCGAGAGCGACGAAUCCUUGGCAGCUGUCGCUUAUCUCCUCAACAUGGUCAUUAAGAGAGUCCCUUCCUCGGUGCUGAAGAAGAAGUUCUCCGACAUCUCCAAGGUGUUUGUCGACCUCAUGUCGACUCACACCAACUCGGCAACCAGCACUGUGCUCCGCUGGAUUUUAUCAUGCACGGCCGUGCUGCUUAGGAAGCAGGACCUCGCCGUCUGGGCCGAUGCCUCCACUAUGAACACGUUCCACGCCCUACUCAGCUUCGCGACGCACACCAAGCCCAAGGUGCGGCGGGCUGGCCAGCAGGCUGUGAGCGCUGUGAUCAGGGGCUCGGAGUUCAUGUUCGCAGACGAAGCUCCUCCUCACCACCCAGCCGCUUCAAGCACCGCCAAGUUCUGCGUGCGCGAGAUCGAGGAGAACGGCGGGACGGGCGACGCGACAGGCACGCUUCACGUGCUAGGCCUGCUGAAGGAGGUGGUGCCCUGCCUGCCCACGCAGAGCCUCAAGGCGUGCUGCGAGAGCGUGCUGCGCAUGCUUGCCUUGGGCCACGUGCUGGUGACUGCACGCGGCAUGCAGGCAUUGCACGCGCUGUUCGCAGCGCAUCCCAAGCAGCACACUCUUCCCGCGGAGCUCAACGCACAGCUCAUCACGGCUCUGUACGAUUACCUGCCAAGCAUGAACGACGUGCAACCCAUGCUGGCCUGGCUGGCUGUGAUGGAGAGUGCACACGUCAAUCUGGCUCGGCUGAAUGGCAACCUGUGCCUGAGCCAUCUCCCCCGACUGGUCAACAGCUCCAUGAACUGCAUGCUGUCUGACCGGUCAGAGGUCGCUGUGGCAGCUGCCCAGGCUAUCAAGACGGUGCUGGAGAAGUGCGUGGCUCCGCAAGUCGAGGACCUGGGCGUGCUGCUGAAGGGAGCUGCACCUGGGCAGAACACACCUGUGCUAAAGAUGUUCAGGGCGGUGGAGGAUGGGCUCAAGUACCGCUACCACGGGGCCUGGAAGCUUGUGCUGCAGCUGCUUCAGACGUUCUUCCGCGUGCUCGGCAAGCAGUGCCACCCCAUCAUGAGCAAGUGCCUGGUGACGCUGGGCGAGCUGCGUGCCAGCGGACACUUUGCUCAUGUCUCUGAGCUGGAGGAGGCCAUCGGGGCGGCGGUGGAGAGCAUGGGUCCCUGCGUGCUGCUCCAAGCGCUGCCGCUGGGUAUCACGGGCACCGAGGAGACACCGGACUUGUCACACUCGUGGCUGCUGCCCGUAAUGCGAGACCACAUCCGCAACACUGAGAUUCACUUCUUCACUUCCUACUUCUUACCGCUUGCUGCCACAUUCAAGAGCAGAGCCUCGGAACUCAGGAGCGCUGGAAAGAACUUGCAAGCCAAACUGUUUGAUACACUCCAGUGGCAGGUGUGGUCGCUGCUGCCAGGCUUCUUCACGAACCCCGUGGACCUGGUGCCAGCGUUCCGUGGCGUGGCGCGCGUGCUCGGCACGGCACUCACCGAGCGUCCGGACCUGCGCAUGCUCGUGUGCCAGGCGCUGCGCACGCUCAUCGGCAAGGGUUGCUCCUCCGACGACGAGCGAGCAGAGGUUGGCCGUUUCUCCAAGAACUUCCUGCCCAUCUUCUUCAACAUCUACACGGAGGGCGAAUCCUCGCAGGGGGCGCCCGACGGCGCGCGUCUCGCCGUGCUCGAGACGGUCAAAAGCUUCCUCUGCAUCACCGAUGAGCAGCUCAUCUGCAGCUUCUUCGAGAAGGCGAGCGACAAGUUCCAAAAUCCCCAGACAGAGCACGCGGUCAGCGAUUUGAGUGGUCUGCCUCUGUUCCCACGGUGCUCAGGCUGCUUGGUGAUGGACUUGGUGGUCGUGAUGACGCCGUUCGUGGACGAGGCUCACCUGGCGAACAUCUACGCCACCGUGCUGCCUCACCUGCAGAGCCGAGACGUGGGCAUGCAGAAGAAGGCGUACCGCGUGGUGCAGGAGGCGUGCGCGGGCGAGCGUCCCGCGUGCCAGAACUUUGUACUCGGCCACCUCGCGUCUCUGCAGGAGGCGCUGCUCACCUCCCUGCGCGCCACCGCCUCCCCUGCCAAGCGGCCCCGCUUGAAGUGCCUGGCCCUGGUGGUGAAACAGCUCUCGGCCGAUCGGGAGGACUUCCUGACGGCCAUCAUCCCCGAGGUCAUCCUGUGCACCAAGGAGGUGGCGGUGAGCGCCCGUACCAGCUCCCUGAACUUGCUUGCCGAGAUAGGCCACGCUUUCCUGCGCUUCCAGCCCGACGACAAACCAGAGGCUCUGCGGCGCUACCUGGCCCUCGUCUACGCCGGUCUUGCCGGCUCCGUCACCAUGAUCAGCUGCACCGUGCUCGCCCUGACGCGUAUCCUCUUCGAGUUCAAAGACCACCUGGAGGGCAGCGUGCUGUCUCAGCUGCUGUCCAACGUGGUCCUGCUGCUGUCGUCGCACACGCGUGACGUCGUCAAGUCUGCACUCGGGUUUCUCAAGGUCGUCAUCUUUGUGACGGACGUGCGCACGCUGGCGCAGCACGUGCAGCUCAUCGUGGAGGGCAUUGUUAAUUGGCGAGACGACAGCAGGAGACAUUUCCGCGCCAAGGUCAAGAACAUCUUCACAAAACUCGUACGCAAGUUCGGCUACGAGAUGAUCGACAGCAUGGUGCCGGAGACGUACCACAAGGUGCUUGUCAACAUCCGCAAGGCGGAGGAGCGAGCGCGCAAGAGCCGUGCUCUGGGGCACGCGGGCGGUGACGAUGACGACGAUCAUGACGACGGAGACGCGGACGACGCUAAGUCCAGGCGCAGCAGCAUCCGGGACAAUGUGGAUCAGCUGCUGGCUGACAGCGACUCUGAGCCGGAGGGUGGCAAGGGGGAGGAGUCUGCAGGCCGGGGCGGCAAGAAGGCCCCGAAAGCCGCAAAGGCCUGGCUGCAGGAAGGCGAGGGCGACGAGCCGCUUGACUUCCUCGACCCGAGCGUGGCGCAGAGAGUCCUGGCCACCAAACCUGAGCAAAACCAGCGCAGUCACGUAAAGCACGACUUCAAGUUCUCUUCUGAUGGACGUCUCAUCAUCCGAGACGAGGAGGAAGAGGAGGAAAAGAUGAAGAAAAAGAAAAGGGGUCAAGUGGAUGAGGAUGAGGAGCUCGCGGAUAUGAUGGCGGAGGUCGGCAUGCGAAAGAAUUCGAGCAACAGGAAGAGGAAGCUGGCGUCGAAGGACGAUGACGGAGACGAUGGCGCCGAUGAGCCCAGAUACAAAGCUGGUGGAAGUGGUAUCCACCGUGCCGUGCGCGGGAAGAAAGAAGCUCCCGGAUUUGGAGCCACGUAUAAAUCCAAGAGAGCAGCCGGAGAUGUGAAGAGGAAGGGAAAACCGGAUCCCUAUGCCUACGUCCCGCUCGACAAGGGACAGCUGAACCGAAGAAAAAGAGCGAAGAUGCAGGGCCAGUUCAAGGGCCUGGUGAAGGGUGCGAAGAAGGGAAGCUGCCAAGGGCAAGAGGCAGAAUACGAGAAACAAGAAACAUAAAUAAACCCAAUUAAAAACUCACCCCCUACACGCUGUAACUACUUCGACAGGCGGAUUGCCACCCCUCAAGAUUUGUCAUCAUUUCUAGUAAAAAUCUAUAUCGAAAACUCUUUUCUUGACAACCGCUUUUUGUGUUUAGUGUGUUGCCUUUCCCCCGCAUCUCCAAUUAGCACGGUUGGCUACUUGCGGUACGAAAGAAGUUGGAACAAACAUACAUAGUCACCUAUACAGCAAAACCGCCUGACAAUCAAAUUGGCCUGCAAGGUGGCCAGGAGAUGGCUGUGUACAGCGCCUGGUCCCGUGAAUCCCUCUUGAGAAAGACCAUUGAGUGUUAUCCCCGAGGUACCCUCCCGUGUCCUCCCACAUGCAGAAUACUAGUCAAAAAGGAAUUGGCUAAACAUCUCUUGCAAGAGCCUUGAGACUUGGUAAGGUUUUCCCGGAUAAAUAAAUUACAUUAUUAUACAUUUGUUUUACAUGUCGGUAAUUUAUUGUAAUUUAUAUGCAUACAUUAACCUUCCCCCUCUGGUCUUCGUUGCUGAUUGGCUCACAAGUGACGACGUCACAUUUAUCUCUCUAUUUAAGACCGAAACGGGAGGAUUUCUUUAUAACUCCGGCUGUCGCCUGAUGAGUCUCAUUGUAAUUACUGGCGCGAAAUGUUGUACUCGAAUUGUAAAUGUUAUAGUGGGUUUACAACAACACCGUUGUGCUGUACUAGUAACAAAUGGGCAUCUGUUGGUUACGUUAUAUACUUUACUAAUUGGGUGUUGGGUGGUGGCGGGUUUAACGACAUUUAUAUUUAACCCAAUUCUUUUUUUCAUAUUAAUACGCAGAACACUACCCUCUGGAACCCGGUAACCUCUGUUCAAUUCCCAACCAUGGCUAAAAUCAGUGGCAAAUUAUACUUUAACUGAUUCUUGGCCUCCUUUAUCAACCCGCACUGACCAUUUUGGUCAAGUAUGGUGGUCAAGUACGGUGGUUAAGUAUGGUGAAACAACCCCCAAUGACUCGCACGGCAUCAGGAGGCCAUCAAGCAGUGGAUUGGCAAAGGGGCCUUGCAUGUCUGCAUCGUAGCCACUCUGCUGUAACUGGGGGUGGAUGACUUAUAGACUUGCAUUUCAUACAGCCCAAUAGCCACAUUGAAGCCUACAACUUCAAAACAUCCCCCAGAUGAUCUUGAUUUGAAGCUUUCGUGACUGCAGGAAUUAAUACUCUUUGGUUCUUUCGGUAAAGUCACGUAGAUGGGAAAAUGAAUAAUAGAUCACGACGUUUCGAUCGCAACAACAAGCAAUCGUCUUGAGGUGAGAGCGAGAAGCAUGCCGUUGUGACGAGGCAUCAUAUAGAUCCGAGAGGGGGAUGGGAGGGGAGGCCGUAACGGGCGAGAGGGUGGGGGUGACAUUCUAAGAGGGCUUGGGUGAGAGAAAAAAAUUAACCCGUAAAAACAAAGUUUUUCACUAUAAAUCCUUUAUAUGCGUGUUCAAUGGGCCACAACCCAGCCCACAUUGGUCUGAAACGGGCGGCUAUAGUCCUCUCGUCCUCUGGCUUGAGAUGGCUGCCACCUAUGGGUCAGAUGAUUGCCUGCCACCAUUAAGAAAUUGGUAAUUAAAUAUAAUUUGUUUUUACCUAAGUGUAAAAUUUUGAAAAAAAAUUUCACGAAAAUAAAUUGUCACGCACAACGAGUCUUGUGUGCAAAAUGUCAGCUCGAUUGGAUCACGGGAAGUGGGUUAAAAAACGACCGAAAGAUUUGCACGGUCGUAAGCAAGCAAGCAAGCGAACUUAAUAUAAAGGAUUUAAAAAGGAAGCUUAGAUAUACGUAACAAAAUUUAGAAAUGUAAUGCAACUCAGUUGGCUAACACAACAGGUAACAAUUUACCUGGUUGAUCACAUCCUUCAAAAGAUUGCUAAAUUUUGCAUCCAUCUUCUCGUUUGAAGCUAUGUCUGAGUUGUGUGGAAAUCCUCCCCGUAGAGGCGGUUCAAUCUGUCACUGCUAGCAUCUUACCUCAUUUCUUCGGAGCUGGUUUUUGUCUUCAGUUUGUCCUUCACCCGCACCUCCGAUUAACACGGUUGGCUACGUACGUUGCGAAAGGAAUUCAGCUUACAUACAUUGGCCUCGCGAAUUGGGUACUUAGAGGGAAUGUAUUCGACUUGCCAAGACCGUUUCUAAUUUUACAGCCACGCUCGGGCACUGAUCGGGCCUGUUUGUGUUGGGGCGACACGCACGUGUUACUGCGUUAUUAUUAGUUCGAACAAAACUUUGUUCGUUUAAUUUGCCGCCUCCCCAAAAUUAUUUGAAAGUUAUAUUGGGCCCUCGAAGGGAUAGGUUCCACAUCUGGUGAAACCAUUGCUCAUGCAAACAAUCAAAUGUACAAACACAAACGUGUCCCCUCCAUAUUGCGGUGUUUGUCAGGUUAAUGUUAAUUGGGGCGAUUAUGCAUUGGGUUUCACAAACAUCUCUCCUCACAUCCUCACCCACUCCACCGUUUUCCAAUCGUUUUCAUUAUUUUUCUUUGGCUGAUGUUGAGGUAGAGCAACUACAAUUUGACAUCGAUGUGGUUGAGCUAAAUCAUUGGAUCAGGAGUAGCAGAGUCUUGUAUCGCUGCUGUGAUGUUUUUUUUAAAAUCGUAUUUGUGAAUCGGGAUUUGAGCCGUUAUAUGUUCCAUGGCCUGUUCUGAGUGACCAGUCACACCGGAGAUGUUUCAAUUUGCGAUUUGAGCAUCAAGUAUCCGCAACUGCUGCCAGGGUCUUUUUCAUUGAUCGAGUGUAACUGGAAACGUUUUACUGUGGUGGGCUGGGAAGCCUCAAUUGCGAGAACACAAUUUUGGAAUGGUAGCUUUCAUCAAUUAUAAUUAAAGCAAAAGUAAAUUUUGUUCAUUUUAUUUAUAUUUUGGUUUUGUCACGUAGUGCCUGCGGGAAUCUUCCGAUGUACCGCAUAUUAUUUUAUUCCAGUUUUUAAACACCCCCUUUUAAGGCCUUUGUCACUUUACAAUAUUUCAUAUUUUCUAAAACGUGUUUUGUAACAAGAUACGAGUUUAAUCCAUCUUACACGUUUGACCAAUUCCUUUUUGACAUUUAUUUUUUGCGUGUGAGGGCAUUCACCGUGUACAGUUAAAGUUUAGAAAUAAAUUCCGUAUAGUAUA